AUGUCUGGAGGACCAAGUAGAGACAAAGAUAAAGGGAGAAAAUGGGAAUCCGGAGCAUUAAAAAGAAAAAGAAAGGUUGAAGCUGUUGUAUCCAACCAAGCUCUAAGUGUGUCGAGUGUCACUGCUUCAGAGUCAUCUGAUGAAACUUUAGUUUCUGAGCCAGUAUCAGAGUCAAAUGAAUCUUUUUUUGGAAGUUCUGAUAUAGUUUUACCUGCAACAUCGAGCGAACCUACUAUGAUCCAAAUGUCGGAACCCAAUAUAGAGUUACAAAGUAAAACGUUGUGUGACUCAGAAAAUCAAGUGGAAGGAGUUCAUUUAAGAGAGUCAUUUAUAGACUUAGAUCCAGGAAAGUGGAUAUUUCCAGUAAACGAUUCGCAGCGUCAUGACCUAAUUCAAAACGGAUCCAAUCAAGAUCUAGAGAAAUCUGAUGACAGUUACCCAAAAGGCGAAAAUAAAAGACAUUUUUCUAAAUUUCAUUUCACUUGA
Messenger RNA from Parnassius apollo (apollo), 486 nucleotides. The record is from the annotation of a GenBank genome assembly. NCBI's taxonomy places the organism in Eukaryota, Metazoa, Arthropoda, Insecta, Lepidoptera, Papilionidae.